AAUCGCUUAUCUGCAUUUAUAUAAAACCCCUUUUCUUCAACCUCUCGGUAUUCCAACUCAUUAACUUCAUAUCAAUCGCUUUGUCUGUGAAGUUCAGAGCUCAAACUCUUAUCUUUACAUUCCCCUUUUAGUUUCCCUCUGAUGUUCAUAGCUCAGACUGAUCUUUUCACAAUCCCCUUUCAAUUUCUCUUCUGAUCAUGGAUUUGAUUCCCAAUCUUCCAGACGACAUAGGCCGAGAGUGCCUGUACAGAGUGCCCUUCAAAGCCCACAGCAAGCUCAAAGCUGUCUGCAAGAACUGGGAGGCUAUGGUGAACAGCCCCCGGUUCUACCAAGAUAGAAAAAAGGGGGGAACAAGUGAGCAGUGCAUAUGCCUAAUUCAAGCCCUUCCUCAGGAGAAAUCCAUGGAGGACAAGCGGCAAAGAGCCCCUGCAUAUGGAUUAAGCGUAGUCAAUCCUCUGCAAGGCGCUUGGGACUGGCUCCCAUCGAUUCCCCAAUUUAAGGGCGGGGUUCCCCUGUUUUGCCAGAGUGUGUCGCUCAAUCAAAAACUGAUUUUGAUUGGGGGAUGGCAUCCGACUCACUGGGAAGCCAUGAAUUGUGUUUUUAUCUUCGAUUUCUCGUCUGGCAAAUGGCGGCAGGGAGCCGACAUGCCCACGGUUCGAACCUUCUUCGCCUGCACAGUUUCUCCUUCUGACGGCCUCAUCUAUGUUGCAGGCGGCCAUGAUGACAACAAGAACGCCCUCAGGACUGCAGAGGUGUAUAACAUGGAGCAGGACAGAUGGGAAACUCUGCCGCCCAUGAGCCAAGAUCGAGAUGAGUGCCAUGGCGUUUACUUGGACGGAAGCUUUUAUGUCAUAAGCGGUUACACCACUGAAUCGCAGGGCCGAUUCGAGCGAAGCGCAGAAGUGUUUGAUCCAAACACAGGGCUCUGGAGAAGGCUCGAAAACAUGUGGAGUGUUGCAGGCUGCCCCUGCCCACGCUCCUGUGUGGUUGUCAAUGGUAGCUUGUUAUAUGCUUUUCAUAAACAGGGGAUGAUGCAGUAUAAUGCCCAGGAGAAUGUCUGGUGUGUUGUGGACUCCAUUCCUCAAUCAAUUUCUGUGGCUACUUGUGCUACUGUAUGGCGUGAUAAGAUCUUUGUGAGCGGCUCUGCUUGCAGUGGGGGCGAACAGGCCUGUUACAUGCUUGAUCUCUCAACAGUUAAAUCUAAGGAAGCAAUCUCAAUCUCAAACUCCCCCAAAUGGCUUGCGGUUCAGAAACCCCCAAAGUUUUCAGGCUUUGUGUUGUCUUCUGCUACUGUGGAGAUUUGAGAUUUCGUUUUCAUGAUCCUGUUUUUAUGUCAGAAAAUCAUCGCCGAUCUGUAUGUCGUCAGUGACUGCUUUUUUUGUACAGAAGUGGGCACCACCAGAGGCCACUCGCGAGUGGGGAAUCGGCAUUGGGCAGGAGCCAUGACUUCUAGAAGCCGCCCUGUAAAUAUACAAUGAAGAAUAUAUGAGCAUGUUUUAUCCAUAGAUUUCUGUAAUAUUUUUGGGGUUAAUACAACUUCAUUUUAUCUAGUA
Messenger RNA from Cryptomeria japonica (Japanese cedar), 1553 nucleotides. Its product is annotated as F-box/kelch-repeat protein At1g80440. The transcript has a single exon. Gene Ontology annotation, molecular function: protein binding. The coding region runs from base 198 to 1304 and encodes 368 amino acids. NCBI's taxonomy places the organism in Eukaryota, Viridiplantae, Streptophyta, Pinopsida, Cupressales, Cupressaceae. Gene Ontology annotation, biological process: negative regulation of cytokinin-activated signaling pathway; regulation of phenylpropanoid metabolic process. The record is from RefSeq and is a predicted model, not a curated record.